Zeugodacus cucurbitae (melon fly) is the source of this 2683-nucleotide messenger RNA. RefSeq names its product heat shock 70 kDa protein cognate 2 (gene Hsc70-2). The transcript is spliced from 3 exons. Gene Ontology annotation, cellular component: cytoplasm. Gene Ontology annotation, biological process: protein refolding; cellular response to unfolded protein. The record is from RefSeq and is a predicted model, not a curated record. Lineage: Eukaryota; Metazoa; Arthropoda; Insecta; Diptera; Tephritidae. Bases 628 to 2547 code for a protein of 639 amino acids. Gene Ontology annotation, molecular function: heat shock protein binding; ATP-dependent protein folding chaperone; ATP hydrolysis activity.
AAGUCAUCAAUAUGCUCAUUUACAUUUUGAUAUCGGGAAUCUAAUAAACAAAAUUCAAAAGCACUGUUCUAGAAGAAUUUCUUUGCCACAAAAACAGAACUAAAUUAACAUUUGCAACAACACUAUUAUUUGUUGAGAAGUUUUCCACAAACAAUUGGCCGAAAGCAUCUUAACCACUACUACUACAAUUACGACCACCAGCAACGCAGUACAGCCGAAGCAGCACAACAUUCACUUUCGUUCAAAACAACUUCCAAACGUAAACAAAACUUUUCACAAAUCGUGCACAAGCGCAUGCGCACAGAGAUUCGUGUACUCGGCGAGAUCGCGCUACUACGUCGUCGUUACGAAAAGCCAAAAAAAAAUCACAAAUAUUCGGCAAAUUUGAAAAAUACAGCAAUAGAAGCGCGAAAGCAUAAAAUCGAGUGUGGCGGCAAGAAAAGCCAACAGUUUGCCGGCGCGUUUGAAAGCGAGCAUUUCAUAUUCAAUUUUUUCACAAACAGUCAAAGAACACUGCCGGAGAAAGUGCCGAGUGCAAUACAGAUAAUAUAAAAUAAAAUAGAAGAAGAAGAGAUAAGCAUUGCAUUGCAUUUAUUUUUAGUGCAUUUGAGAUAUUAAGCGAAAAAUAUGGUUAAGGCACCAGCAAUCGGUAUUGAUUUGGGCACCACCUACUCCUGUGUGGGCGUUUGGCAGAACAACAAAGUCGAAAUCAUCGCCAACGAUCAGGGCAAUCGCACCACACCCAGUUAUGUUGCGUUCAACGAUACGGAACGUUUGAUCGGCGAUGCGGCCAAGAAUCAGGUCGCUAUGAACGCCAAAAAUACAGUAUUCGAUGCCAAGCGUCUGAUCGGUCGUCGCUUCGAUGAUACAAAAAUACAGGAGGACAUGAAACAUUGGCCCUUCAAGGUGGUCAACGACUGUGGCAAGCCUAAAAUCGAGAUCGAGUUCAAAGGCGAAGUGAAACGUUUCGCACCAGAGGAAGUUAGCUCAAUGGUGUUGACUAAGAUGCGUGAAAUCGCCGAAGUUUAUCUGGGUGGCAAGGUUACCGAUGCCGUUAUUACAGUACCCGCCUACUUUAACGACAGCCAACGUCAGGCCACCAAAGAUGCCGGUUCAAUUGCCGGUCUCAAUGUGUUGCGCAUCAUAAACGAGCCCACCGCCGCUGCUUUGGCCUAUGGUUUGGAUAAGAAUUUGAAAGGUGAAAAGAAUGUGCUGAUCUUUGAUUUGGGUGGUGGUACUUUUGAUGUCUCCAUAUUGUCCAUCGAUGAGGGCUCACUCUUUGAGGUCAAAUCGACAGCGGGUGAUACACAUUUGGGUGGUGAAGAUUUCGACAAUCGAUUGGUCAAUCACUUUGUUGAGGAAUUCAAACGCAAGCACAAACGCGAUUUGUCCAGCAAUGUACGCGCUUUGCGACGUCUGCGCACCGCCUGUGAGCGCGCCAAGCGUACGCUGUCCAGCAGCACAGAGGCUUCUAUUGAAAUCGAUGCCUUGCAUGAGGGUAUUGACUUCUAUUCGAAGAUCAGUCGCGCACGUUUCGAAGAGCUGAAUAUGGACUUGUUCCGUUCGACUCUGCAACCAGUUGAGCGUGCGUUGAAUGACGCCAAAAUGGACAAGGCGGCCAUACACGAUGUCGUACUGGUGGGCGGUUCUACACGCAUUCCGAAAAUACAAAAGAUGUUGCAGGACUUCUUUGGCGGCAAACAGCUGAACUUGUCCAUCAAUCCCGAUGAGGCUGUGGCUUAUGGUGCCGCCGUGCAAGCUGCCAUUCUCACCGGUGUGGGUAGUUCACAAAUUCAGGAUGUGCUACUGGUUGAUGUCACCCCACUUUCGUUGGGUAUCGAAACUGCCGGUGGUGUGAUGACCAAACUAAUUGAACGCAAUGCACGCAUUCCAUGCAAACAACAACAAACCUUCACAACAUACAGUGACAACCAGAAUGCUGUCACCAUUCAAGUGUACGAAGGUGAACGCGCCAUGACCAAGGACAACAAUCUUUUGGGUACUUUCAAUUUGACUGGCAUACCACCAGCACCACGUGGUGUACCCAAAAUCGAGGUCACCUUUGAUCUGAAUGCCGAUGGCAUAUUGCAUGUAUCCGCUAAGGAUAACAGCACCGGUAAAUCUGAGAAGAUUACCAUCACCAAUGAUAAGGGACGUCUAUCCAAGGCCGAAAUCGAUCGUAUGUUAUCGGACGCCGAACGUUAUAAGGAUGAGGAUGAGAAACAGAAGGAGCGCAUACAGUCGAGGAAUGCUUUGGAGAGUUACAUCUUCAGCUGCAAGCAGGCCAUUGAAGAUGCACCCGCUGGACGUCUGACAGACGCCGACAAGACAACGGUACGUGAUAAAUGCACUUCGGAAAUGUCUUGGCUGGAUGCCAAUACACUCGCCGAAAAGGACGAGUUCGACGAUCAUCUCAAGGAGUGUCAACGCGUUUGUGGUCCAGUAAUGGCGAAGAUGCAUGGAGGUGCUGGCAGUGGUGAUGCAGGUGCGGCAAAAGGAGCACAAGGCGGACGCGCCGGCGGACCGACUGUCGAGGAAGUCGAUUAAUUUAGCAAUAAUUUAACGCCAUUCUCAUACUAAAUUACACGCAUAAUUUUAAUUUCACUUUUAAUUUGCAUUAUUUAUUCCUAUAUUUUCUAAAUUGGACAAUUAUAUAUAUACGAUAUACAAUAUAAUAAAUUUA